Molecule: messenger RNA, 1245 nt
Organism: Cyphellophora europaea CBS 101466
Lineage: Eukaryota; Fungi; Ascomycota; Eurotiomycetes; Chaetothyriales; Cyphellophoraceae
Exons: 2
Coding region: 1-1245 (414 amino acids)
Biological process (GO): regulation of transcription by RNA polymerase II
Molecular function (GO): DNA-binding transcription activator activity, RNA polymerase II-specific; zinc ion binding
Source: RefSeq, a predicted model, not a curated record
AUGCCCCGACGCACGCACAAGAAGAGUCGGACAGGGUGCGGUGAGUGCAAGAAGCGGCAUAUCAAGUGUGACGAGCACAGGCCACGAUGCGUCAACUGUGUGACAGCUGCGAGUAGCUGUUCGUUUGAAUACACCACUCCAGCAUCUUAUUCAUCCGGUCAUAUCACUCGAGCGCCUUCCGCCUCAUCCCGGCAGCUCGAUGGAUCAACUCCAGCAACUCCUAGUGACGCUUCAGGCUCGCGACCAGUUCAAGCAUUCAACACCAACCUCAAUCUAGACCAUCUGGAGCUCUUUCACCACUUCCUUAUGGAUACAGCUAACACGAUGGCGGAUGAGGUACACCAGCGCGAGUGCUACAAGACCAUAGUCAUUCGCGAGGCCAUGGCUUAUCCCUUCCUGAUGUAUCAGAUCCUAGCCGUCGCCGCUUUGCACAUAGCCACAGGGCUGCCGUCCGAUCGAGCUGACCACUACUAUCACCGUGCUACCGAGCUCCAAUCUGCAGCCAUGGCUGGCUUCAAGAUCCACGAAGCUCGCGUAGAUAAGAAGUCCGCGUUUGCGCAAAUGCUCUUUUCUGUUCUUGUUGGGCUUCAUGUCAUUGCCGACCGGUCGCGCACCCGUGGCUUAGAUCACCACGGCUUCAUGCAACAUUUUGUUCACUGCGUUCGACUCAUGCAAGGUGUGCGAGUCUUGGUGGUGGACGAUUGGUGGGAGGAGAUCAGGUCGCGUCCUGAGUUCUCUCCCAUCUCACAGACGCCAUCACUGGGUCCGCCCUACGAUGUGCCACCUCAACUUGAGCGAUUAAAGGACCUUAUCGGCAAUACGGCGAGACUUGGUCCGGAGCCGGUUGCGGCGUACACCAAAGCCGUUGACCACCUCCAUUGGCUAUUCGCGAUCACGGGAGUUCCACAUCGGUCUUAUGAGACAGUACGACUCGUUCUGGCGUGGCCGAUAAGAUCAUCCUCUGAGUAUCUGACCCUGGUCGAACAGAGACGACCAGAGGCAUUGAUCAUCCUAGCACACUAUGCGCUGGCACUACACUUCUACAGGGGAUCCUGGGUAAUCAGCGACUCAGGUAUCCGACUGCUUAACGCCAUUGACGCAGAAUUGAAUCCUGACUGGAGUUCCUGGCUUGACUGGCCGCGGGAACUCGUGUCAUCGGCGGGGACCCUGCAAGACGCCAGGCAAGAUACGAACAUGACUAAUAUGCAGAUCUUGGAUCCACAGCUGGAAUACGCCACGACCUAA